AUGCGCUGGCGUGGGUUAGAACAAAUCGUUGAAAAGAAAUACCGGGCAAAUCUUUCAACUCAUAUCAAGACAAUAGUUGAGGUCGCGAUUGCCUUCUAUGAAAAAAAUGUUUUUGUUUCUGCCCGUUGUCUAGAAC
This is a messenger RNA of Funneliformis geosporum, 136 nucleotides long. The record is from the annotation of a GenBank genome assembly. Lineage: Eukaryota; Fungi; Glomeromycota; Glomeromycetes; Glomerales; Glomeraceae.